AUGGAGGAGAUAGAUAUUGGUAACAAGCACUGUAUCCAUUUUAGAAUCAGAUUUAAUGACAAUCAGGUAUGCUGCGUUUCUUGCAAUGCUGGUGAUGCCAUAGAUGAUUUAUACAGUAAAAUAUAUCAAGUAUCUAACCGGAAAAUCGAAUUGCUAGCACUUGUGGGGUCAUAUCCUCAACUUAAGAUACCUCCUUCAUCUUUAAAAGUAAAACAAGCCGGUCUUACAAAUAACUCUGUAUUAGUGGCGUUAUCUGAAAUUAAAUCAACUACGACUUUGACACAGGGACAUGGAAGUUUUACUCCUAUUAGAGAAAUUAAUGACCCAUUGGCAUGGCAGCAAUUGCUCAAAGAUACUAAUAAAGAUUACCUUAUAAUGUGCCUCUUUUAUACAUCAAAGGUAAAUUGUGUAGCUCUUGUCGACCAAUAUGAAAGCCUUAGUAGAGACAGUAAUUACAACUCUAGGGUGUUAUUUUACAAGAUUAAUGCUGACAAGAAUCCUAGUUGUGUAUAUACAGAUGGAUCGAUGACUUUACCGAAAUUCGCUUUUUAUCGUAAUCAACAGGUGAUAGAUGUCCACAUUGGUAAUAAUUUCGAGCAAUUAAAAUCAAGUCUGCGAUGGAAUGCAUUUCAUCUACCAUUAUCAACUAAUCAAAUGGUAGUAUCUGAGAAAUAUGAUCGCUCAUUGUGGACUUACAAGAACAUCGACGACUAUUAUGACCCAAGGUAG
This is a messenger RNA of Trichoplax adhaerens, 729 nucleotides long. RefSeq lists its product as uncharacterized. The transcript has 8 exons. The coding region runs from base 1 to 729 and encodes 242 amino acids. NCBI's taxonomy places the organism in Eukaryota, Metazoa, Placozoa, Uniplacotomia, Trichoplacea, Trichoplacidae. The record is from RefSeq and is a predicted model, not a curated record.